This is a messenger RNA of Pangasianodon hypophthalmus (striped catfish), 3430 nucleotides long. It is a transcript of the gene ptgs1, whose product is annotated as prostaglandin-endoperoxide synthase 1. Gene Ontology annotation, cellular component: neuron projection; cytoplasm. Gene Ontology annotation, molecular function: peroxidase activity; heme binding; oxidoreductase activity, acting on single donors with incorporation of molecular oxygen, incorporation of two atoms of oxygen. The record is from RefSeq and is a predicted model, not a curated record. Bases 266 to 2071 code for a protein of 601 amino acids. Gene Ontology annotation, biological process: response to oxidative stress; cyclooxygenase pathway. The transcript has 11 exons. NCBI's taxonomy places the organism in Eukaryota, Metazoa, Chordata, Actinopteri, Siluriformes, Pangasiidae.
CGUGAGCUGUGCGCACUGCGGUUCUCACCCUCGGGAGGAAGUUCCGUUAUCUCUGCUCGUAAAGAAGCUUUGGCUUUUGGCAGCUGGUUUGUUCAGUGCUUUCCCUCGGUUGAGCAUCUCACUAUCAGCAAAAGUGCAGUGAAAGCGCGCAGCUGAGAACAAACGCAUGCGUACUUACGCACCACUUGACUUCCAUCCACUGCACUACUUCUGAGCAAAAUUUCAGGUGUUGGAUUUUUUAAACUGUUACUCCUGUUCCUCUACAAUGAAAGCAGUGAGCAGUCUUCUCGUCCUGUGGUCGUGCACUCUGGUGCAGGAAUGGUCAGUAUGCACUGCUGAGGAACAAAACUCGUCACCAACAAAAAGUGUGAAUCCUUGUUGCUACUACCCCUGUCAGAACCGGGGAAUUUGUAUGAGAUAUGGACUAGACCGCUACCAGUGUGACUGCACCAGAACUGGGUACUAUGGGGAAAAUUGCACUACCCCUGAGUUCUGGUCCAGAGUCUGUGAGCUCAUGAAGCCAAGUCCUGAUGUUAUCCACUACAUCCUGACCCAUUUUCACUGGAUAUGGAGCCUUAUCAAUAAAACCUUCCUGAGGGACUGGCUCAUGUAUAAGGUCCUCACAGUGCGAUCAGACCUGAUUCCCAGCCCUCCUACCUAUAACUCAAAGUAUGGCUACCUAAACUGGGAGUCAUAUUCCAAUACCACUUAUUACACCCGAAUCCUGCCUCCAGUGCCACUGGACUGUCCAACACCUAUGGGUACCAAAGGAAAAGUGGAGCUUCCUGAUCCCAAGCUGUUGGUGGAGAAGUUCUUAUUGAGGCGGGAAUUCAGGCCAGACCCCCAGGGUACAAAUUUAAUGUUUGGUUUUUUCGCUCAGCACUUCACUCACCAGUUCUUCAAAACACACAAUCGGAUGGGGCUUGGCUUUACCAAAGGCCUAGGCCAUGGGGUGGAUGCUGGACAUAUCUAUGGAGAUAACCUUGCACGGCAGCUGAGUCUUAGACUUCACAAAGAUGGGAAGCUGAAGUACCAGAUGAUAAAUGGAGACAUGUACCCACCUACAGUGGCAGAGACCAACGUGAACAUGCACUACCCUGCGUUAGUUCCACCAGAAAAGCAAAUGGCUAUUGGCCAUGAGGUGUUUGGCCUGUUGCCAGGGUUAAGCAUGUAUGCCACCCUGUGGCUCCGUGAACACAACCGUGUAUGUGACAUCUUAAAGAAAGAGCAUCCCACCUGGGGAGAUGAGCAACUCUUUCAGACCACCAGACUUAUCAUUAUAGGUGAGACUAUCCGGAUAGUGAUCGAAGAUUAUGUACAGCACCUAAGUGGCUACCAGCUAAAGCUGAAGUUCGACCCGUCCCUGCUCUUCAGUUCCCGGUUCCAGUACCAGAACCGCAUUGCCGUGGAGUUUAAUCAGCUUUACCAUUGGCAUCCACUCAUGCCCAACAGCUUCUUCAUUGACGGAACCGAGAUCUCCUACUCUGACUUCAUGUUCAACACCUCCACGCUCACUCACUAUGGAGUGGAGAAACUGGUGCAGGCUUUCUCAACUCAGCCAGCAGGACAGGUUGGAGGUGGACGUAAUAUAGCACACGUAGUGGCCGGAGUAGCUGAAGGAGUCAUUAAAGAAUCUAGGCAACUUCGGCUCCAGCCAUUUAAUGAGUACCGCAAAAGAUUUAACCUGAAACCAUACAAAUCAUUCUUCGAAUUUGCAGCUGAUAAGGAGAUCGCCCGCGAGUUGGAAGAGCUCUAUGGAGACAUUGACGCUAUGGAGUUUUAUCCGGCUUUGUUGCUAGAGAAGACACGGCCUGGUGCCAUAUUUGGACAGAGCAUGGUAGAAAUGGGGGCUCCAUUUUCCUUAAAAGGUCUUAUGGGAAACCCCAUAUGUUCACCCGAGUACUGGAAGCCCAGCACGUUUGGAGGUCAAACUGGCUUUGAUAUUGUCAACUCUGCUACUCUGCAAAGACUGGUUUGUCUGAAUACUAAGUGGUGUCCAUAUGUAUCCUUCCAUGUUCCCCCACCAGGUUAUCAGCAGAAAAAAUCAGUUGACUCUCAUGCUGAGUUGUAGCUAAAAUAAAGAUGUGAUAGAAUUAGAGAGGCUAGAACCAGACUGUCUGGAAUGCUGCACCAAAUAUGUGUUUACACAGUCGGCUGACUUAAUACAUUAAUGACAUAAUUAUAUUUAACUACUGUAUUGAUAUCUGCUAUAAUUAGUGCACUGGGCUGAAUAUCAUGAUAUGAAUUAGGCGUAUCUCUUUACUUGCAGCAACCUCAUUGAAUAAGGCUGUGUUUUAUAUGUUCUUAAAGCCCCAGGGAACUUAAACGUGCAUUGUAAUUAGGUUAAUGUUGGUAAUAAGGGCACAAAUAAGUAGUAUGAGUUAUAAUAUCACCAAUCACAAGGUUGAUGUUGCUUGUUCCUCUGACAAAACUAUAUAUUUAUAGACUCCGAGCAACCGAGUGAGAGAAAGUCAGCUAGUCAGCAACAGCUAAAUGUUAAAAUAUCGUUCUUUGUACUCCCUGGGACAUUAAUGAAUGUCUCACAGCGUAACUACACAAAAGAAAACAGAACAGUGAUAAAUGUUUACAUAUCUGACACAAUGUAAUGUAUCGUAAUGACACUUGGGCAUAAAAGAACAUGACCUUGGGACCAGCAUCCUUAAUGCUCUAGCACAAUACAAUCUUUGUAAGGUGCGAAUAUUACCCUGAAGCAGCAGAAUAUCAUCUAUACUCCUUUGUAGUGGUGGUCAGUUGUGUCACACACUCACCAGCCACAUUAAUAGGCAUACCCCUUGCUCAUACAUGUAGUUAUUCAAUCAUGUGGCAGCAAUGCAUAAAAUCAUGCAGAUAUACACAGGCUACAACAGCAGAAGACUGUCUGGGUGUGAGAAAAGAGAAAAAACAAGCAGUUCUCAGUCUUGAAUGUUAACAAGGGGAAUUUUGGAUUCAUGCCCAGUAUUGGCAAAUAAUGUCGUUAUUAUCGGAAUUUGUAUCAAUGAGUCCUGUAACUUGCAAUCAGUGUUCUGCCCAGUCAUGCACUAAAGCACCCAGUCAAUGUACUAAGGUGUGGGAUAUUGAAAGGUGUUGUUUGAUGUGGGAUGUUUAUUACAGUAAAUGAUCUUUCUGAAGCACUGGUUUAAGAUUAAUUAAUAAGAGAUAAUAAUUUGUAGAAACUCAUCAUUUUUAACUGCUGCAGUUGUGAAUAAAGAAUAAGGAUCUACUUGUGAUCAUUGGACUGAAAAUGAGAAUAUGAAUUGAAAAUCAACAGGUUAUGACAGCAUAACUUGUUUCUGGAUUUUUGUUUGUUUAUUUGUUGUUUUUGUUUGCUAUUCUUAUUUCUCAUGUACCCAAUUGUGUUUUUUUUUUUUUAGAAUGAAAGGCUUUUCCUGAAAUAAAUGGAUAGACUGAUAGGUAAUUCUAUUAAUAAAAU